GCAAAAUACAUCUCCCAGUGCAUCGAUGAGAUCAAGCAGGAGCUAAAGCAGGAUAACAUUGCAGUGAAAGCAAAUGCAGUCUGCAAACUUACAUAUUUGCAGAUGCUGGGCUAUGACAUCAGUUGGGCUGCUUUCAAUAUUAUUGAAGUCAUGAGUGCAUCAAAGUUUACAUUCAAGAGAAUCGGUUACCUAGCUGCCUCUCAGUGCUUUCAUGAAGGAACUGAUGUAAUUAUGCUGACUACUAAUCAGAUCCGAAAGGAUCUGAGUAGCCCUAACCAAUAUGAUACUGGAGUUGCACUGACUGGCUUGUCCUGUUUUGUUACUCCAGAUCUUGCCAGGGACUUGGCAAAUGACAUCAUGACACUGAUGUCUCACACAAAGCCUUACAUCAGGAAGAAGGCAGUGUUAAUCAUGUACAAAGUUUUUUUGAAAUACCCAGAGUCCCUCCGUCCCGCGUUUCCUCGCCUUAAAGAGAAACUUGAAGAUCCAGAUCCCGGUGUGCAGUCUGCUGCAGUAAAUGUUAUUUGUGAGCUGGCUCGACGCAAUCCCAAAAACUACCUUUCCCUUGCUCCGCUCUUUUUCAAGUUGAUGACGUCGUCAACCAAUAAUUGGGUUCUCAUUAAAAUCAUAAAACUGUUUGGUGCUCUUACUCCAUUAGAACCUAGGCUGGGGAAGAAAUUGAUUGAGCCUCUGACCAACCUCAUCCAUAGCACCUCAGCCAUGUCUCUCUUAUAUGAAUGUGUGAACACCGUAAUAGCAGUUUUGAUCUCUCUGUCCUCUGGGAUGCCUAAUCACAGCGCUAGCAUCCAGCUUUGUGUUCAGAAGUUGAGAAUAUUGAUAGAAGAUUCUGACCAGAACUUGAAAUACCUGGGGCUGUUAGCGAUGUCCAAAAUCCUGAAAACGCAUCCUAAGUCAGUUCAAUCUCACAAGGAUCUCAUUCUCCAAUGUUUGGAUGACAAAGAUGAGUCUAUCCGACUCAGAGCUUUAGAUCUCCUAUAUGGCAUGGUAUCAAAGAAGAACUUGAUGGAGAUAGUGAAGAAACUAAUGAUUCACGUGGAUAAAGCAGAAGGGACGACGUACCGGGAUGAGCUGCUGACUAAAAUCAUCGAUAUUUGUAGUCAGUCCAAUUAUCAAUAUAUCACAAACUUUGAAUGGUACAUAAGCAUCUUGGUGGAGCUGACCCGGUUGGAAGGCACACGACAUGGGCAUCUCAUAGCAGCUCAGAUGUUAGAUGUGGCUAUCAGAGUAAAAGCUAUUCGUAAAUUUGCAGUGUCUCAAAUGGCCAUGCUUCUGGACAAUGCUCAUCUCAUAGCCAGCAACACCCAGAGAAACGGGAUCUGUGAGGUGCUUUAUGCUGCUGCUUGGAUAUGUGGGGAGUUCUCCGAACACCUCGAGGAAGCAAACCAAACGUUAGAAGCAAUGUUGAGGCCGAAAGUUACAACUCUACCAGGCCACAUCCAGGCAGUUUAUGUCCAGAACAUGGUGAAGCUCUAUGCAUCCAUCCUACAGCAGAAAGAGCAGUCUGGGGAAAAGGAAGCAGCUCAGGAAAUUACACAGCUGAUGAUUGAGCGUUUGCCUCAGUUUGUACAGAGCGCAGAUCUAGAAGUUCAGGAGAGGGCUUCUUGCAUCUUGCAACUAAUAAAAUACAUUCAGAAGCUACAAAUAAAAGAAGUACCUGUAGCUGAGGAAGUAAUAGCACUGUUUGCUGGUGAGCUGAAUCCUGUGGCUCCUAAGGCACAGAAGAAAGUACCAGUUCCAGAGGGCUUGGAUCUUGAUGCCUGGAUCAAUGAACCUCCAUCAGACAGUGAGUCUGAAGAUGAAAAGCCCAAAACAAUUUUUCAUGAUGAGGAGCAAAGGCAUUCCAGACAUAGACAGCCAGAAAUAGAUGAAGAGGAACUGGCCAGACGUCGAGAAGCCCGGAAACAAGAACAGGCAAACAACCCAUUUUAUAUUAAAAGCUCUCCUUCCCCACAGAAGCGAUACCAAGACACUCCAGGUGUGGAACAUAUACCUGUGGUCCAGAUCGACCUUUCUGUCCCCUUAAAAGUUCCAGGUAACUGUAGCUAUGACCAGUAUGUGAAACUGGAAGAAGAGCGAAGACAUAAACAGAAACUGGAGAAAGACAAGAAAAAGAAAAAACAGAAAAAGGAGAAGAGAGGUAAACAUCAUCGCCAUAACUCCCUGCACACAGAGAGCGAGGAGGAUAUUGCUCCAGCUCACCAUGUCGAUAUCAUAACAGAAGAGAUGCCAGAGAAUGCUUUGCCCAGCGAUGAAGAUGACAAAGAUCCCAACGAUCCGUACAAGGCCCUUGAUAUAGAUCUGGAUAAGUAA
Molecule: messenger RNA, 2331 nt
Organism: Tauraco erythrolophus (red-crested turaco)
Lineage: Eukaryota; Metazoa; Chordata; Aves; Musophagiformes; Musophagidae
Source: RefSeq, a predicted model, not a curated record